ACCAUUAUUACCCCAGUAAGUUAAUUACUUCUAAAUCAUAAUAUAUCUUCAGACUCUAGGAUAAUCUACAAAUGUCUUUUUAUUUGCACUUUAAGCUUUAUUCAACGUAUACUACAAAGCAGUAAUGUUCAAAUAAAAAUUUGGUUCUAAAAUUAAUACAUAAUUAUCGCCAUAUUGUGACGUCAUAAAUCUAGGCUAAAUUUUAUUUCCACACUCUGUAUUUUGUGAUAAUUUUUUUAAAAUAUAUCGUCUUUAAGCAAGUUUACAUUUUUUAAGGGUUUGGAAAUGGUGCUGUUGAAUGUUAACAAGAAGAAAAACCAAAAUAAUUUUUUAAAAUUAAAAUAAUUUUAGUGAAACUGUAGGGACAAAAUGGCAAUAGCAUUAUUAAGUUGGCAACUUGUUAGUAACUUUCCACCAUUAUGUUGGCUUGGUAUUAAAACGACAAGUUUUUGUAUAUUUUGGCAUGUAAAAGUAGUUUUAAAUCGUUUUGAAUCAGUGUUUUUGCAAAUAAAAUUAUAGAACACUAACAAAUGAUUAAAGUGGGAUGUGUAGUGCAUGUGAAUUGCUUUGAAACGCCAAGUGUCCGAUUUGAAGUUUAACCAAACACCAAAAAAGCCGGGAUAUUCAAGAACAAGAACAAAGUUUAUAGGUUUUGUUUAGAACAUUAUUUGGUUUCAAAACAUUACGUUCAUAAUAUGUGUGUUAAACCCUUCAAGCGGAGUUGUACAUGAAGGGAAAAACUAUCAUUAAUGAAAAUACCCAGUUAAAGAAUGAUUAUUCAUUUGUUGUAAAUUUCCUUAGUACACCACUGGUAUCAUGGAGGUAGAUAGUAUAGACAGUACCAUGGAUAAUUCUGCUUCCAUUCCUAAUAAUGCAGUAGCAAAUGAACCUGUUAAUUUAAACGUGGGAGACACUGGGGAAAAUAAAGAUUUUGAUUCUUACCCUGAUAUGGUUAGUAGUAUGGACACAGAAGAAUUAAAACAUUCAGAUGUUACACCUUCUAAUGGAGAAUCUGAAUCAUUAGAUCGGAUACCAUCUGAUUUAGCUCAAGCUAUAGAACCAAUGCAAAACUCUACUACCGAGACUCAUUUGGAGUCAAACUUAAAUAUUAUAGAAAAUCAGAAUAAUGAAAAUCUUGAACGAGAUAAUGAAUUGAUGGAAGCUGAAAGUAUAGAACAGCCAACUCCACCAAGUAAUAAUUUAAUGGAACCAGAUAUGACAAAUCAACCAUUAGAUAGUACGCCAAAUAAUAAUGAGGAUGACAAAACUAAAAAUAAUUGUAUUGAUGUAUCAAUUAAUGUAUCAAAACCUGAUACAUCAAGUCAGCUUUUGGAUGGAGCUAAUUCAGAAAGUAAAGGACAUAAUUCUAUACAAGAGCCAUUAGUUGAAAACACUACAGAGGAAGGUAUGGCUUGUACAAGUAAUGCUAUACUAGAACCAUUAGCUGAAAUCACUACAGGAGAAGAUUUAGAGUGUACAGGAAAUGCUCUAGAAGAACCAUUAGUUAAAAACUCUACAGAGGAUGGUAUAGAUGGUACAAGCAAUGCUAUAAAGACGCCAUUAGCUGAAAACACUACAGAGGAAGGUAUAGAUUGUACAAGUAAUGCUAUACAAGAACCAUUAGCUGAAAACAAUACAAAGGAAGGUAUAGAUUGUAUAAGUAAUGCUAUACAAGAGCCAUUAGCUGAAAACAUUACAGAGGAAGGUAUAGAUUGUACAAGUAAUGCUACACAAGAGCCAUUAGCUGAAAACAUUACUGAGGAAGGUAUAGAUUGUACAAGUAAUGCUAAGCCAUUAGCUGAAGACACUACAAAGGAAGGUGUGGAUUGUACAAAUAAUGUAAAUGAUGGCAAUGGUGGCACUAAAGAGAAUAUAGAAGGAAAUAUACAUCCUAUUGAUGCAGAGAAUACUGAAAAACUACCUUCUACAGAAUUAGUUAAUGAAGAAGCAACGAGUGAGAAAAUUUCUGAUGCAGAAAUUAAUGAAAAAGAGGUGGAUGUAAAAACUGCUGAACAGGAAAUAGAAAAACCUUCAGAAGAGGAGAAAGUAAAUGAUAAUGAUGCAAACAUUUCCAAGCCUGCUUGUAGCGAUAAAGAUGUAUCUGUUGAUCGGGUACCUCAAGCAGAGGAGGUUUUGGAGAAUUGUGAAGAUAAAAGUGUUUCUGCUGAAAGCUCGAAGCAUACUGAACAGGCUACUAAACCCUCUGAACCUUCUGAAAAAGAAACACCAAAAUCUAAUGAUACUAGUUCAAAACUUAAUAACUCUCUAAAUGAGGACCUAAGCGUCUGUGAUCAAAUAGAGUUUGCACAAGUUAAUUUUGAUUCUAACAUACAAGAAACUGAAAAGGUGAUUGAAAAAGGAAUUAGUAAAGGAAAUGAACUUGAUCCUAUUGCUUCAACAUCAGAUGUGCUUGCUACUUUAGAAAGUAGUCAAGGAGCUGAUGAAGAAAUAACCAUUAUUCCAGAUAGUGAGAGAGAAAUUACAGAGGCUGAAAAACAAGCUGCAUCAUCGCUACCAACAUUAAAAGAUAUUUCAGAUAAAAGUAAGCAGCCAGAUGCGACAGAUGAAAAUACGGAAUUUACAGAAAGUGAAUUAAAAAUUUACAAAUAUGAAAAAGAAGAUCUGAAAAAUUGUUGUGAAUGUCAUUUGGAAAAGACAGCAAAGUACCAUUUCUCAAAUCAAGAGCAACAAGUUACAUAUAUUUGUGAUGAUAAAUGCUUAAAUGCUUUUAAAGGGCAUAUUAAUAAAAAAGUUACCAUGGUCACAGAUGAGGGAGGAGGAUUAAGAGUAAAAAAUUUCAUGGAGGGACCGCCUGAAGAACCACUCUCUUUAGCAUUUGUAAGAAAAUGCGCCUCGUGCAGUAGAAUUACAGAUGAUAUUGAGACAAAUUUAACAUGGGAAAUUAUGGAUUUCUGCAACGAAUUAUGUCUCUCAAAAUACCAGAAGAUGAUUGGUUCCAAAUGUGCAAGUUGUGUAGGAGAUGUAAAAUCUACAUCUCUCGGAAAGUAUUGUGUGCGUUUUGGGAAUGACAUCCGCCAGUUUUGUACUAGUUCUUGUUUGGAGCAAUAUAAGAAGGGUCUUAAGGUCUGUUCUUAUUGUCAACAAGACAUGUCUAAUGGACCAGAUGGUUUUUUGGCUCCUGUAGGUGAAAAGGGCCAAUUUAAAGAUUUCUGUUCAAAGAGUUGCAUGGAAAAGUAUGAUAUCAUGACAAAUGACAGACCUCCUAAUGUCCCAUCUGGUACUAUUUGUUCAGUGUGUAAAACAGAAAAAAAUAUUACCAUUGAAUUUGAACACGAGGGCUCUCCAAAUUACUUUUGUGGUGAGCCAUGUUUUGUUGCUUUUGCAUUUGUAAAUAAAACUAGCCCUGGUAAAUGUGCUAUGUGUCGUAGACAUUUUAACAAAUCAAUUUUGGAGAAACAUACUAUGUAUUACGAUAAUGUGCAGUACAGCUUUUGUUCCAAUAGUUGUGAAAAUAUUUACAUAAUAGCACACAGGAAAAUUGUACCAUGUAGUUGGUGUAAAGUGAAGAAAUAUAAUUUUGAUAUGAUUAAAAAAUAUUCAAAGACAGCCCCAGUCAUAAACAUGUGUAGUAUUAACUGUCUUAGUUUAUACCAAGUGUCCCUGAAUGCAGUUAGUGCAAAGCCCACUCAAUGUCAUUACUGUCAGAACUCAGCUCAUCCAGCAUAUCACUUAACAAUGUCAGAUGCAACAAUGAGAAAUUUUUGCUCAUAUGCUUGUGUUAUGAAUUUCCAGAAUCAGUACCCUAAGCAAAUUACUCUUAAUAAUUUAACAGACCCUAUUCCAGCUGGAGUACCUCAAAAGACGAAAAAGAAUUCAGUGACUGUUGAAAAUGUAGUGUCCACAGUAAAUGAAAGUAUUCCUCAGCUUCCAGUAAUAUCAAGUGUUCACAGUUUAGCCAGCACUAAUGGAACAUCGACUCCACCUCUUCUACCUCCAGGAUUAACACCUAUUCCUUCCACUAGAUUAACUCGAUCAAAAACCACAACAGGUUGCACAAUUCAACAACCAGCAGUCCAAACUGUACAAAAUAUUGAGUUGCCUGUCCAGGUACAAAUUAAGCAGCAUUACAUAGUGAAAGAGAAGCCCAGUGUUGAUCAAAGAAACGUAGCUAUCAUGUGUGCUCCUAGGAGAGUUGUUAGAGGAACACAGGCAACGCCAACGAUGGUGGAUGUUGGAAUUCAAACAGAAAAAGAGGAAAUCAAGAAAAUUCUAAUUCCAGUGCCUGUACCUAUUUAUGUACCAUCGCCGUGUCAUAUGUUCGCAGCUCCUGUACCAUUUCCAGUACCAUUUCCACUGCCAAUUCCUAUCCCCAUAUUCAUACCUACCACUAGAAAUAGUGCAGCUGGUAUAAUGAAAGAAAUAAAGAAAAUUCAAGUUAAAAUACCCACUGAUCCAUAUGAAGCUGAAUUACUUAUGAUGGCUGAAAUGGUAGCUGAGGAAAAGAAAGAAGAAAAUACAGAUUCAGAGAGUGAUAUUGAUGAUACAACAGCAGAUGACGGAGGAAACUAUAGCCCAGAACCAGUUGAUGCUACAAAUACUUUUGGCGAUGAUAUGUUACAAAUGGCACUCAAAAUGGCUACAGAAUUAGAUGAGCCAGCUGUCGAUCUUGAAGGAGCCCUAACUGCCAAUACAAUAACAGCUCCUCAGGGUGGUCAUCCAGAUGGUCACCCCACCGAAGAAAGCGUGGACGAUCCCCAACCCAUGCAUCCCCACCAUAAUAUGAUGGAGAGAUCCCCAAUGAGGGGAAGAAAGAGGGGCAUGCGCGGAACCCCACGAGGGGGACAGUCAAAAAGAGGCCGAAGGAUGUCGCAUCAGCAGGUUGACAUGCCCAUGAUGCAGCCUGUUCAAGCGGCAGCACCUCCAGAGCCUCAAGAAAAACCAGACGCCAAUAUGUGUUUGAAGUAUACUUUUGGUGUGAACGCUUGGAAGCAGUGGGUGACGACCAAAAACGCAGAACUCGAAAAGUCUUCGCGCCUAGUCAAACUUUUCAAGACGGAAAUACUUCAGCUAACAUCGGACGAACUGAAUUACUCCCUCUGCCUGUUUGUUAAAGAAGUGCGGAAACCGAACGGCCAGGAAUAUGCCCCUGACACAAUAUAUUAUCUGUGCCUGGGCAUACAGCAGUAUCUGUUCGAGAACGGCAGGAUAGAUAACAUAUUUUGCGACGUUUACUAUGAAAAAUUCACGGAUUGUUUGGACGAAGUGGCUAAGAAAUUCUCGGUUUUGUAUAACGAUUCUCAGUAUAUUGUUACAAGAGUUGAAGAGGAACAUCUUUGGGAGAGCAAACAGUUGGGAGCUCAUUCGCCGCAUGUACUCUUGAGCACUCUUAUGUUCUUCAAUACAAAACAUUUCAAUUUAACGAGCGUGGACGAGCAUAUGCAGCUAUCUUUCUCUCACAUAAUGAAACACUGGAAAAGAAACCCUAACCAGCCAGGUGCAAGCAAAGUUCCAGGUUCUAGGAACGUGUUAUUAAGGUUCUAUCCUCCUCAAUCGGCCAUCCAGAAUAAUCAGAGGAAAAAGAAAGUAUAUGAGCAGCAAGAAAAUGAGGAGAACCCUCUGAGAUGCCCCGUCAAGCUGUACGAGUUUUAUUUGUCAAAAUGUCCUGAGAGCGUAAAAACAAGGAACGAUGUUUUCUAUCUUCAGCCCGAAAGAUCUUGUGUACCGGACAGCCCUGUAUGGUAUUCCACCAUGCCAUUACCAAAAGAAGCGCUCGAGAAAAUGUUACAUCGAGUAAAGAUGGUAAAAGAGAUAAAUGUUGCUCUACUUACUAGUUAAAUACUUCUUAUCUUAACGAUUUCUUUUAUUAAUGUUAAGCCAUCACCCCUGGUUUUGUAUAAAUGUACUAAAAUAGUAGAUAUUUGUUAAGGAACUUUAUCCUUUUUCUUGUAUUUUAAUUAAGAUUAAAUGUACUAGAAUAAAUUGA
Sitophilus oryzae (rice weevil) is the source of this 5944-nucleotide messenger RNA. It is a transcript of the gene woc, whose product is annotated as zinc finger MYM-type protein 4. Bases 817 to 5796 code for a protein of 1659 amino acids. NCBI's taxonomy places the organism in Eukaryota, Metazoa, Arthropoda, Insecta, Coleoptera, Curculionidae. The transcript is spliced from 12 exons. The record is from RefSeq and is a predicted model, not a curated record. Gene Ontology annotation, molecular function: zinc ion binding.